Messenger RNA from Phytomonas sp. Hart1, 1053 nucleotides. The record is from the annotation of a GenBank genome assembly. Lineage: Eukaryota; Euglenozoa; Kinetoplastea; Trypanosomatida; Trypanosomatidae.
GAUUCUGAAGGGCAAAAAGGUUAUAUAUCCUUAUAUAUAUGCAUAAUUUUUUUUCACUUGAAUUUUCAGAUAUGGUGUAGAAAAUAAUAUGCUUCUCAGAGUUUAAUAAAAAAAAAAACUAGGAUAUAUAAUAGUUUUUAUAUUUUCUAAGAUGUUUUAAAUUUGUUUUUUUCCAAAAAGAAAGGUGAAAAUAUUAAUAGCAGCCGAAGAGUAUACACUCUGUCAUUAUUGAGAGGGAGAUGGAUUGUUAUGUACACAUGUAGUAUUAAUUUUCAACGUCGCCCCCAAAAUAAAUGAAUGCAGUGUGGAGUAUUUAUUAAUAGAUAUUAAGCUAUGCAACUGAAAAUUUGAAGUAGAGCGAAAUUAAUCCGAUUUCCUUCACUGCAUUGAAUUGUUUUUCUUAUGGAAAAACACAUCUGUAUUGCAUCGCCGUCCUUCUAUCGCCUUUCGCCAACUUUCUUUUUCCCAUUCCCUAUGUCUUGUGUUUGGUACAAUUUUUUUCCUCAUAGUCUAACAUAUUUCUGAAGUUUUAACGUACAAACCUCAACCAACCCAUAUCCCUAAGCACCACCUCACCUCAUGAUGUCUCAACAAAUGGUACCCCAGCAGGCGCAGCAGGCCUACAACACGGAGCCAGAGACCCUGCGCAACCUCAUGGUCAAUUACAUUCCCACUACUGUAGACGAGCUGCAGCUUCGUCAGCUUUUCGAGCGGUUUGGCCCCAUUGAGAGCGUGAAGAUUGUCUGCGACCGGGACACUCGCCAGAGCCGGGGGUAUGGCUUUGUGAAGUUUCAGGCGGCGACCAGCGCCCAGCAGGCGAUCGCGGAGCUGAACGGGUUCAACAUCCUCAACAAGCGCCUGAAGGUGGCGCUCGCCGCGACUGGAAACCAGCGACAGCGACAUAACGGUAACGCAAACCCGGCCGCGAACAUGAACAUGUACUACGGCAGCAACUUUAACGGCUACCAGGCCCCCAAUCCGUACACGCAGCAGCAGAUGCUGGCCAUGCAGCAGCAGUAUAUGAUGCAGGCCGCACAGCACCAGCCACGCUAA